Molecule: messenger RNA, 2352 nt
Organism: Linum trigynum
Lineage: Eukaryota; Viridiplantae; Streptophyta; Magnoliopsida; Malpighiales; Linaceae
Source: the annotation of a GenBank genome assembly
UAAGCUUAGGGUUUCACACCAUAACACCACUGUUUUCAUGGUAUCAGAGCCCUAGGCGCCGCCAUGGCUACAAACAACAACGAAAACCAAGAUGCUUCUGCAUCUGACCCAGUAUCAAAUACACUCUAUCCCAUGGAAGAUCCUUACUUCCUUCACUGUUCUGAACAACCUGGUUCUCUUCUGGUGGGUGAAAAGCUCGCUGCAAUAAACUACAACGACUGGAGCCGCGCAAUGUUCAAUAUCCUCGCAGCAAAGAACAAGCUGGGCUUCCUGAAUGGUGCUAUUCGUGAAACUGCAGAAACAGAUCCCAGAAGAGGAACAUGGGUUAGGAACAACAUCAUGAUCCUCAGUUGGAUACAACAAUCGGUUAAAUAUGACCGAAAAGAUACUCAACAACGAGAAGAUACUCAACAGAGUUUGGUGACCGAAAAUAGUACAAAGUAUCAACAGAAGGGUAGUAAAAGUAAAGGAGCAAGGAGAACACCAUAGGACGCUAUAGGAAAAAAAAGGGAAAAAAGUGGUUGUCGACCGGACAAUGAAUGCGUGAAGGAAGAUAUUUGGGACGUGGUCAAGCACCAUCGUGAGUAGAAGUCGUGGGUGUCAUCUGUCAAGUCUACCUAGAGAAAGUUUCUAGUGGAAAUGUUGGCUCUGAGGUAUGGCGAGGAGCUACUCAACUUAGUAGAUCAAAGCUAGUACCAAGCAUCGAUGAAGGAGUUGUGGAAGUAAGGAGGAAACCACAAGGCUAUAAUGAAAGUUAUGGUGAAAAGGGUGGUAGUUGAUAAAACGACAAAUUCAGGGAGAAAGAUAGUUAGGAAGAGCCGGAGACAGAAUACGAAGGUCAACAAGGAGGCGUUAAGGUGAUUGCCGGUGGAGAAUAAGUUGGAUCAUAGGAAGCCCAUCAAGAACUGAGAAGCUCAAUGGUACCUUAUCGGGCAAGGUACAUAAGUGAGAAUAGAAUAUGGGCACCAAGAUGACUACAUCGAGGACGAGGGACAUAUAGAACUAGCGAGAAACAUUGAUAAGAGGAGUCACGAGUAAAUAAGUAAGAUGGAUAUGAGUUUAGCGAACCUGCUAGGAUACCCUAAAGUGAAAGCAAUACCACCUAUGAGGGUAAAAUGUGGCGAUCCCUCGAGUGAGAAUUUCUUGGACGGGGAAACGGUAUGAGGAAUUUCAGGCAAGGUCAAAGAACAAUAGAAGAGAUCGUACGAGAACUCCCAAGUCAAACGGUGAUAAGGAAGUGUUAAGUUAGACGCCAUGGGUGAAAAAGUACUCAAAAUGGAAGGUCGUGUUUCUGGAAAGAAGUCAUAAAAUUGAUCGCAAGCUAGAGAAAGAUGCAAAGGAUGCCUCUAAUGCAUACAGAAAGUCGAAGCAGUAGUAUGAGGUUCUAGCACUAAGCAGCAAGUAACGAGAAGGUGACCAUUCGAUUUAUGGUUAAUGGAUAAGACGAGGCAUUAAGGAAGAAAGUAAGAGAUGCAAAGUUAAGAGAUACAAGGACCUAGGUGAUCUAUGAGAUCAACCCCGGACGAGAGUUAUGUUAAAGGAGUUCUACCAUCUGACUGAAUAGGGGAUAAGCCGUCAUCAAUGACCAUGAAGUUGGAGAGGGGCAGUACCUUCUCAUAUACCGAAUAAGGGAUAUGUAUCAUUCCGGCAUAUGUCCAAUGUGCAGCCUAGGUGAUGUGAGGGGUUAAGAAGCCACAACAACAAUGAAGUUGCAGGGAAUGGAGAGAAGGAUUUUAGGUCACGUUGUAUAAGUUAAAGGAAAUACAAAUCCUCGAAGUGAAAAGGAUUAACACAAGCGAUGCUUAGGAUAAUCACAGUGGACGAAUUUCGAGGGCGAAAUUUCUAUAAGCGGGGAGGAAAUGUGAUACCUCGACUUCGAUAGGAACUGUGAUACCUCGAAUUCGAUAGGAAAAUGUGAUACCUCGGCUUCGAUAGGUUCAACAUCAAGUACUGGGCCCAAGUGGGAAAAUUUUGAAAAGGGCAAUGAGUCACUCAAACCUAUUCGAUGCUACCAAGCUAGAUGAGAAUAUAUGUUAUGGUCAAGAGUACAUAUAAGAACUAUAAUAAGCUAUUUAAGACAAGGUAAGGUCACGCCAGUGAAGUUCAUAUAGGAAGAGUGAAAUCUUGAGCUAAAGAAGCAUGAGAAUGAGGAGUAUGGAAGGAUGCGCCCGAUCAAAUUUCUGGGACGAAAUUUUUAUAAGGGUGGAGGAAAUGUUACACCCCGCUCUCCCCAAAAGUCAAAAUGACUAUUAAACCCUUGGGUCAAGUUCCACCGUAUUAUCGACGAGGAUUAAAAAUGAGAAUUAUCGGUUCAAGCGGUGUCGAAUUUCGACAUAAAAUGAGAAAGUUACG